GGAAGGUACAGUUCGCAAACAGUCCUAGUCCGGUAACGAUCUAGGAGGUUUCAAAAUCCAAAGUUUCUUCUAACUAGAACACUCUGAAUCCUUCCUUCCGCCUUUUGUGCAGUGUAACAAUCAGUGUUUGUUCUAACUCAACAAAAAUGAAGGCUUUUGUUUUGGGAUCCGUUCUCUUGUUGGCUUCUGCCAGUGCCGGAUACGUUCCAGCUGAUACUCCUGAAGUGGCUCACGCUAAGGCCGCCCACUUUGCUGCUCACGCUGCUGCCCACACUGGACAUCAUUACGCUCCGGCUGCUCCAGCUGGUCAUUGGGAUAAUCAUCACCAUGAGCAGAAGUGGCACGGACCUUUGCACUUCCCAAAGAUCCACAACGGAGUCCCAGUAGAGACCCCAGAAGUUCAGCAUGCUAAGGCCGCCCACUUUGCCGCCAUCGCCAAGGAAGGUGCUCACGCUCCAGCUUAUCACGGACACGAUGACCACGCCCACUGGGCUCCAGCUCACCAUGAACAGAAGUGGCACGGACCUCAGCACAUCCCAGUCAUCCACAAUGGAGUCCCAGUUGAGACCCCAGAAGUUCAGCACGCCAAGGCCGCCCAUCUGUCUGCCCUGCAUGGAGCUCAUGCUGGAUCUUAUGCCGGUGGUGCUCACUGGGGAGGUCCAUCUGGACACGAAGAUGAUGGCUCUUACCGCCCAGAACACCACAACUACCAUUAAAUGGUAUUGAUCCACGCCAUCGAUCCCCAUUGGUUGGAGAUGCCGCUUUUCCAGAGUAUCUCUAGCCGAUCACCCACUCAAGAUGCCAAACCAUCCCUUAGGAAAAACUCUCAUCUUAGCUGAAGUCAAUUUAGGAAAAAUAACUCUCAUCAACACACGCGCUGCUACCUUACUUUCUCUCUUUCGAGAGCACUUUCGUACCCUCCUUUUGGGCACUCUCAAUAAGUCAAUUAACAAUGGAAACUAUGGAUAACUGUCGAAUGGAGAAGAAUUUUCCCACUAUUCAUCAUCUCAACGCCAACUGAGAUACGGUGGGAUUAGCUUCAAUCAAGUAAGGAUAAACAAAAAAACGAUCUAAGGAAGCUACUGCUUCCUUCGAGCCGUUUCAGUCAGGAAGCAGGCCAUGAUGGCUUGCGCUAACCGAAAGUGCUCAACCAUUCUGUUGACAUGUAAAAGUGUUCUUUUCAUUUUCACCAUCCAGCUACAAACCGCUGCUGGAGCUAAAUUCGGCUUCCUCCCACCCAAUGUAAAAGAAAAGCGAAACAAAACAAAAAAAAUGUUCAUCUAUAGUGCUGCUGCUUGUGUUCGAUCGAAUUUAUUUUUACAAUUACAUUGUGAAUAAAUACUGGUUGUUAUGACAAUCGUA
This is a messenger RNA of Uranotaenia lowii, 1362 nucleotides long. Its product is annotated as cuticle protein 18.7-like. The transcript has 2 exons. NCBI's taxonomy places the organism in Eukaryota, Metazoa, Arthropoda, Insecta, Diptera, Culicidae. The record is from RefSeq and is a predicted model, not a curated record. Bases 147 to 716 code for a protein of 189 amino acids.